Dacryopinax primogenitus is the source of this 963-nucleotide messenger RNA. RefSeq names its product purine nucleoside permease. NCBI's taxonomy places the organism in Eukaryota, Fungi, Basidiomycota, Dacrymycetes, Dacrymycetales, Dacrymycetaceae. Gene Ontology annotation, cellular component: endoplasmic reticulum. Gene Ontology annotation, biological process: transmembrane transport. The transcript has 3 exons. The coding region runs from base 1 to 963 and encodes 320 amino acids. The record is from RefSeq and is a predicted model, not a curated record.
AUGCACGGCGAUCUCAGUCUGCUUUUCCUAUGCCUGGCUCCGUUUCUUGUACUAGCGAGCCCGUCAGGCAAGCUCAUGUCUCGGUUCAUCCCUCAACAUCCUCCCAAACACUACAGCUGGCCGCUCGCACCACGCAUCACGAUCAUCAGCAUGUUCACCCCAGAAGAGGGCGCGUGGCUCGUGCCCCUCGACCUGAAGUACAAUAUCUCCGUUCCCGGACUAUCCAUGCUAUAUCCGCAUGUCCACUGCGAUGAUAAAGGCUGGAUCUGUCAGAUGACGACAGGCGAGAGUGAGAUCAACGCCGCGGCAUCCACCACUGCACUCUUCUUCUCCCCUUAUUUCGAUUUCACGAGCACGUACUUCAUGAUCGUCGGCAUCGCGGGCGGUAAUCCGUACUAUACGACAACUGGGAGCGCAGCCAACUGGACCACAGGCUAUUUCGGCUUCGGCACUACCGCGCCAGAUAUGUACCCUGGCAUGUCCAACUGGUAUGGUACCGAAGUGUUCGAACUCAACACCAACUUGCUGGCGAGGGUGAUGGAUGUGGUCAAGGAUGUCAAAUUGAAUGACACAGCGGACGCGGCGGCAUUCGCCCCGGCUAACCUCCCCCCGACGAUCGUGCAAUGUGAUGUCGCCACUAGUGAUGUGUGGUUCUCUGGUGCGAUGCUGAGCGAAGCGAUGGGGAAUAUUACGGAGAUCUGGACUAACGGUACCGGCAAGUAUUGCACGACCGCUGAAGAAGAUAAUGCGACUCUUGAAUCUGCAGUCCGAGCCCACCUUGCAGGGAUGGUUGACUACAGCCGGUUCAUCCUCCUCCGCACGGUAUCCGACUUUGAUCGCCAACCACCCAAUGUAACUGCGUACGACUCUCUCACUGGGCCCCAGGGAGGGUUCGAGGUGGCAAUCACGAACAUCUUUUCUUGCGCGUUUCGUGGCUGUCGCCUGGAGCUUGGAUCGAUCUGA